AUGUAAAGAACUGCUGUACUCUAUAGAUCAUAUGGUAUUGUUGUGUUUGUGAAGACUAUUUUUGUUAAAAUAUUUUAUUUAUUGUCAUAUGUGUUAGAGAGAAUUUCAUUAGUUGUUGUUCUUCUGUCAUAAGUAUGCUACUGUUUGGGAAGCCAUUUUGUAUGGUUUUGUUCAGCAUUUUUUUGCUGCUGCAGCUGUAGGCCACUAGUUACAUAAUGUAAUAAUAAAUCUUGUCUUAUACUUAAAGGAAGUGGAACAAGGAGAAACUGAAAUAAAUACUAAUGUGAUAAUAGUGGCAAAUGAAAUUGGAAAAAUAAUUCUGCCAGAUUCAGAUUGAAGUAAUAUUAGUAUUGUAGUGUGAAUAACAGUUCAGUAAUUCUUUGUCUUUUACUAAGAAAUAGUAUAGCAUUGUAUUUCUUAACCAGAGACAAUAUCUACUUUGUAGUUGUGAAAGAGUGUGAAGACUUAUGUGCUUUAAGGUUCAGAGCAACAGCAACGCUUAGCAUAAAGGUAAGUGAUGAACAAGGUAAGCACAAUCAGGCUGAAUCCUUUGGAGAUUGCAUCUACAUUGGUAAGUAUUCUCGUGGGUCAGGACUAGCAUUACAUGACAGGUUAGUAACAUGGAUAAGGGUAGAUGUAAGUUUGAGAGGGCAGAGGCCUAGGCCAGCCCACAUCCUUGUGAACCCAGGAGUGUUGCACAUCUUGGGAUGCACUUAGAAGUAUUAUUUAUUUAAAUUGAAGUGACCACUUUUUUAUUAUUAAUUGCUAGCACACAACAUGUUGUUUAUACAACACUCUUGGUAGUCUAUAUUUGGGAAAGGGGUCAUGCAUACAUGCAAUAAUGCAAGCUUGUUUUGAAGGGGUAAUCUGAACAUGAAGUAUUGGAAAGAGUAAUGAAACAAUAAUUUGAUUGGAGAUUUGAACAUUAUGGAGAUGGCCUUAUACCAACAGAGAAUGUUGGAGAUAAGUGUUCCGAGGAAAUUGCUGUGAAGCAUUAGUACCCAUGUAGACACGCUUAGAUUAUUGUAAAAUAUUGAUUAUUGAUUCAAGAUCAGAUGUUUUAAGAGUAAUUACACAUGUAUCUGUAGUGCCAACACUUGUUUGGGCAUUCUGUGUGAAUUUAAAAAUGUUCAUCAUAAGAUCUUACUUUUUUAUUGGGAUCCUUUAAAACAAGACGUUUAUAUUAAACGUUAGAACUAAGAAAUAUGUGUUAGGUAUGGGAGUGGAGUGUAAACUAGUGUUAGGAACAGCUCCUGUUGGCUGGUGGCAGAGGGGCAGAAUGUCCCAUAGGGUUGUGGAGGUGGACCAUGUAAGUCCUGGCAGGUAGAGAUCAGCCUUGUGCUGGUGGAGUUGCCAUGUGCUGGUCAACAAGCUGUGGUAGUCUGUAAGAAAUGUGAUUUGGUCACUUUGGUUUAAAUAUGUACAGUACCAUGUAACCUUAGGCUAAAUAUUUAUAUACACUUAAGAUGAAGAUCUUUCUUGGAUGAAAGUAUAGUUUAAAUAAUACUUCAUGUAUUAUUAUGACUUAUAGGAGCCACCAUUGCCAGAAUGGAGUGACAUGAGAAGACAAGUCUGUUGUAAGCUUGGGUAGGCAGGCACUGCUCUGCAGUGUUUGGGGCUGGAAGCUCUGUGGGUAUUGUUUGUAGAUGUUAAGCAACGGAGGUGCGAGCCCUGGCUCCUUUAUGCUGCUUCACUGGCAGCAUUGAGGCUUAGGCUAAGCGUAAGACUUAAGAAUAUAUCUGGGGAGGGUGCUGUUGCUUUUUUCCUGAGUUGCAAAUGUGGCUCAGGAAAAGCAAUCGUAGAUGAAAAUAGUCAGAGCUGCUGCAGUUGCUGCAGACAGGUGCAUCCUGUCUUGGGGGGUGGGGUAGCAGAGUUGGAUGUGUGCCUCCAAGCUACUUAACAUUUUGUUGAGCUUACAAUUCCAGAGGAGGUGCUAGCGAUGUUGCUAUGGAUUAUGGAGCUGGGGGCCAGGUGUGCUCGCUCUAAUUUCAUGUCUACUACAACCCUAUGCGUUACACACAGACCAAUGUCUAUCCGUCGGCCCAAAGACGAAAAAUGAGGGGUUUUGAGGGCUUCGUGCGCCGAGCUGUAGUAGUUGUACCAACUGACGAGGAAUUCAAGAGGCGCAUAGAGAAGCGUGAGAAACUGGAGGGCAAAGACGUUCCAGACUCUGCUGUUCUCGAGAUGAAAGCCAACUUUGUGCUGCCUACCGUGGGAGAUGUCUUCGAAAUGGUGGAGUACACAGAGCUGCCUGAACAGGAAGCCCGUGCUUUAGUUACACAAUACAACGAAGAAGGGCGCAAAGCUGGGUAUGGCCAGCAACACAAGCGACCCCGUCUGGACAACCGAGAGCGUGGUGGAUCCAGUGCUGGUUUUCGUGGGGGUGGUGGUGGUUUUAGACAGCGUGGCGGUGGCAGUGGUCGCCCUGAUGUGAAAGGUCGGGGAGGUACUGGUUGGCAGCCACGAGGCGGUGCAGGUGGCAGCGGACGAUGGGAUUCCCGACCACAACAAGCUUCCGGCUUCCGUCGUGGAAGUAAUGCUGCUGGGGGAGGUGGCGGAGGAGGUUGGCGUGGUGGCAGUGGCAGUAGCAGUGGAGGCCGUGGGAAUUGGGAUUCAUAUGGAUCUCGUGGUUACGACAGUCGCAGCCGACCGAACAGUGGUGGACGCCAGAACACUGGAAGUGGAAAAGGUUGGGGUGGAGGAUAUAGCCAAAGCGGCGGUGGUGGUAGUGGUGGUUGGGGUGGAUCCAACAACAGUGGUAGCAGUGGUGGAAGUUGGGGACAACAGAGUUACAAUCAACAAGGUGGCUGGAGUGGACAACAGAACUACAGUCAACAAGGUGGUUGGAAAGGUUAUGGCCAGCAGAGCAGCUAUGGUCAAGGUCAAGGUGGUGGUAGUGGAAGUUACAGCCAGCAAGGGGGAUAUCAACAGGGAUAUGGCAAUGGUAAUGGGUUUCAAAAUUGGAAUCAGCAGUAUUAUAAUCAAAGUGGUUACCAGGGUGGUAACCAAGGAUGGGGUCAGCCUGGAUCUGAAGGGUCUUAUUCCAAUUAUGGUCAACAGCAAUCGCAGCAGCAGGGUUCUUGGCAAGGGUAUGGCCAAAAUUACAAUUACGGUUCUGGAUCUGGCCAGCAUAUGGCUCAGGGUGGAUAUGGGAAGUAACAUAUUACUGUGACUUCAUUGAGAGCCAUUUGCUGGCAGUUGACUAGCCAAGUAUUGUCUUACUUGACGUAUAUAUAUAUAUUGAUUUGUGUAAUAACUUUAUCAAUUUUAAAUGUAGUGUACCAAGGGAUUUGCAAAAGUAGAUUUUCAUUUGCCUAAUUAUUUAAUGUAAGGCAUGUCAUUGCCCGUAAAUUUUGCACAUCCCUAACAAGUCCAUAUUCUACUUUUUUUAUAAUUUGAUUGAUGCAUUCUUAGCUAUGAAAUUGCGUCAAAGUUAAUUUGGCUUGUGUGUGUGUGUGUGUGUGUAGAUGCCUCUGGCAUUGCGUUUCUUGAUGCAGAUAUUCAGAAUUCAUGUAGAAAGAUGAUCUACAUGCACAUGGUAUCCAGUCACAUACAGUAUUUGUGUUCUCAUUAGUGAGAUAAUUUCUCUCCCCUAUCAAUAUGGGGUGUAGCCCUAACAGUUUUGGGAGGUGUUAAUGGUGUUCAGCUCUUCAGGUUUUUUAAGAUAAUUGCUUGAACACAGUUUUUAUAAGAUAACAGUCUAAGAUAGAUUCACUUAUGUACAAAUUACCAAUUAAUACCUCCCUUUAGAGAUAUUUUAUGUUAAUGCCUAUGUAAAAAAAAAAAAUAUAUGGAAGAAGUUUUAUAUACAGUAAUCCUAGACAGUGGGCAAAUAUCUUUGCACUAGUUCUCUAUAUCAAUAAAACACUUAAAUAAUGCAAAA
This is a messenger RNA of Gryllus bimaculatus (two-spotted cricket), 3883 nucleotides long. NCBI's taxonomy places the organism in Eukaryota, Metazoa, Arthropoda, Insecta, Orthoptera, Gryllidae. The record is from the annotation of a GenBank genome assembly.